Phodopus roborovskii (desert hamster) is the source of this 1147-nucleotide messenger RNA. RefSeq names its product family with sequence similarity 187 member B (gene Fam187b). The record is from RefSeq and is a predicted model, not a curated record. Lineage: Eukaryota; Metazoa; Chordata; Mammalia; Rodentia; Cricetidae. The coding region runs from base 41 to 1138 and encodes 365 amino acids. The transcript has 2 exons.
CAGGCUGGUGGCCUGGGUCCAGCCACCUUCCCAGUCCACCAUGAUUACCAUCCUGUGGACACUGCUCAGCUUUUCUCUCCACGUGUUGGGAUUCCACCUUUCCAUUAGAUGUCCCCAGGCCAAGGAAUGUCAGCUGGCCCUCCUCUCUAACAAUGACGUUCUCUUGGAAUGCGGCGUCUCUGAGGCUCGCUGGUUCUUCUUUGGGAUCGAGGCGAAUGGAAACCCUGCUAGCCUCUCCAGCAUUUCCAAUGUCAGAGAAGAUCCAGAGGGUAGUCUCCUUAUCCAAAACCCGUCGUUCUUCAACACAGGCCUCUACAAGUGCCAGGACAAGAAUGGAACCCAAGUGACUGGGUAUAAGAUUGAUUUUCAGGACAUCACCAAGCUGCAUAUCACACACAGAAGCCUGGACCAGGAGCCCCUGAAGAAUGAGAGCCUGAACCUGGGCCACAGAGAGGCAGUAUAUACCCAGUGGGAACCAUGGCAGGGUUGCAGCAACUGUGAGAGCCCGGGUGAGCGCAAGCGCCUGGGUUUCUGCUAUAUUAAGGAACCUCUGGAGGAGCCUGUACCCUGUGGGAUCUACUUGGGAAAUGCAAAGACAUUUUUCCCCCGAGUAAGGCCUGAGAUGCAGCUGGAGGCCUGCUAUGAGUUGUGCCGAGGCGACCUGACUGGCGGGGACUACGUCAUCUUCGAUAACUUCAGGCUCAUAGAGGAGACAGAAUCUACAUGGCUCACCUGCCCCUUAGCAUCCAUCUACAGGCCUGUCCACUGGGAAGUCAACGACACUGCCCUGACAUGGCAGAACCAACUCUCCGGCGAGUACAUCAGCAGCUUCAUGGACCCGUUGAGUGGUGGCCAGCAGCUGAAGAUCUUCCAGCCAGCCAUUUACAGAUGUUUCGUGGAACAGGAGCUCAUAGCCCAAUUCAACCCCACAGGCCCUGAAGAAAUGCUGGAGGCUGAGGGACAGUUCAAAGGCCAGGGGUGGUCCAGGACCCAGCCAGGCAAGGCAGACUCAGUCCUCAGGUGCUUGAAGCUGAUGCUGCUGAUGCUGUCGAUACUGGUUGUGGGGGGGCUUCUCUGUAAGGUGGGUUUCCGUCCUGCCCGAAGUAAGAAGAGGGAUCAGGUCCUACUGGUGAAAUAAACUGAGCUC